AUGAAAAGUUUUUUGGCCAAUCGACCAGAUGCACCAAGUCGUUGUACAUUUACUCUUAAUGGUGAUCAAAGUGAAUGUCCACAUAAUCUUGGUUCUAGACAAAAGUCACUUCGGCAAAAAAUCUACAAUAAUGUUCUUGAAUUAAUCGGUGAUACACCACUUGUACGUAUCAAUCGAUUAGUAUGUGAUGCGGGCGUGAAAUGUAAUGUUUUGGCUAAACUUGAAUAUUUGAAUCCUGGUGGUAGUGUUAAAGAUCGAAUUGGUUUACGUAUGAUUGAAGAAGCUGAACGUAAUGGAUCAUUAAAACCUGGCGAUACUAUCAUUGAAUCAACGGCUGGAAAUACAGGCAUUGGAUUAGCAUUAGUCUGUGCGGUGGAUAUACUUCGUGCAUUAGGUACUGAAAUUGUUCGUACACCAAUAAACGCAACAUUUGAUUCACCGGAAUCAGAUAUUGCCGUUGCUCAUCAAUUAAAAACACAAAUUCCUAAUUCACAUAUUCUUGAUCAAUAUCGAAAUCCAUAUAAUCCAAUUGCUCAUUAUGAUACAACAGCUGAAGAAAUACUUGAAGCCUGUAAUGGCGACAUUGCUAUGGUUGUUGCUGGCGCUGGAACGGGUGGAACAUUAACUGGUCUUUCAAGAAAAUUAAAAGAAAGGUGUCCGAAUUGUAUUAUCGUUGGUGUUGAUACAGAAGGUUCAAUAUUAGCUUUACCUGAAGCAAUGAAUAAAAUUGGAAUUACAUUUUAUGAAGUCGAAGGAAUUGGACAUGACUUUAUUCCAACUGUACUCGAUCGAUCAUUAGUUGAUCGUUGGUAUAAAAGUACGGAUAUGAUUUCACUUAAAUAUUCCAGAAAAUUAAUUAAAGAUGAAGGAAUACUUUGUGGUGGUUCAUCAGGUGCAGCUAUGGCAUGUGCUCUACAAGCAUGCAAAGAUUUUAAUCUAACUGAAAAUCAAAAUUGUGUUGUUAUCUUACCAGAUUCUGUUCGAAAUUAUAUGACGAAAUUUUUGAGUGAUGAUUGGAUGUAUGAUCAUGGUUUUCUUGGUAUUAAAGAUAAACCAAGUAAUGAAUGGUGGCAGACAAAAUCUAUAUCAAGUUUACUAAUUCGUGAACCUAUUACAGUAUCAGCAAAUACAACAAUUCAGUCAGUACUUGAUAUAAUGUAUGCGAGAGGUUUUGACCAAAUACCAGUUAUUUCUGAUGAUGGGUAAGAUUUAAAAAAAUGACUCUAAGAAAUCUCUUGGUGAUUUUGACUACGGACCAGAGAUGUUGCCGCUUACACACAUCUCGUCGAUCAUACAUAGACAGUCCUGUAAAAAAACGAUAGAAUCAUCUGUAUGAGCUCAUUUUUUUGCCAGCAUCGAUACGCGAGAGAAGCAAUGUCUAUGUGAUUGUAUUAAGGGAAAAAAAGCGAGACUCCCGUACUCCCUCGUACUCCCUUUGUACUUCCUUGCAUUUCCUUGUGCUUCUCCAUUCUCUUACCUAUAGUCCGAGUUUUAACUGUAAAAUUGAAUGUGUGUUUGUGUGUGAUUCAAGAGAAAAAGUGAGACUUCUAUAACGCGUACUCCCCUUUAGAAAUGCACUGGUUCCAGUUCGGAACUGGAGGAUCGGGUCCACUCGAAUUGGCUGCCUAUGCGCUAUUAUUUCGAGGUACCGUUGGAUGCUCAUGGGGUAUUAUUUAGAGAUAUCCUGUAGGAAUGUACCAGUUCCAGUAGAUUGGGCCCCAGUCUGACUGGAGGCUCAUGGGAUAUUAAUAAGGGUAUCCCUAUUUUUUUCAUGCUUCUCAGAUCUCCACGAUGGCAAGUCUGAUUCAAUUGAAAUUUUUACCACAGAUAGAGGACCCAAAAUGACCAGAUACGUAUUUUUGGAAAAAUUUCUCAGAGCUCGUCUUCAUGGUUUUUGAUCAAAAACUCGGGUUUUCUGUAGGUCCUCACCUUGCCAUUGGAUGAGGGUAGGAGAAGUCGUCCAAUCGAGCUGAAAUUUUUACUGGGAGUACCUAUCGCCAUAUCUCAGAGGUGGUUUUCGCCGUUUUGAAAAACCUUGCUUCGUUUUUUUUCUUAGAAAAAAAAUACGAAAAGGUUUUCCAGAAAUCCUGGUUUUUGACACGAAAAACCAUAUAAAGUCGAAAGGAGGCAUGAGAAUCGAAAACGGCAGAAACUACCUCUAGAGAAUAGCCCAAAGUAUCUGUGGUAAAAAUUUCAGCUCGAUCGGAAAAAAAAGGGAGGUUGUCCGUGGCACAAUUCAGAACUGUGCUCAAAAACAGAUUUUAAGAAAAACGGAAAAUAAGUUUUCGCUAUGUAUUCUGUCAUGGUCGAAAGUCGAAAGUUGAUUUUUUAUUACUAAAUCGGGUAAUUUGUCAUGGAGAAUCCGAUGGUUAUCUCGAGGGUAAAAUUGGACGGAUCCAAAAUGCAUUCAUCAUCACAUUUCACAAGAAAAAUGGAAAAUUCUCUCAGCCAUUCUCUCUGCUGUCAUAAUAAAUCGUCUCGAAACUGCUUGAGAAGACAUUUUUCCGUAUUUUAUUGUGUUCUCCUCUAGCUCUCGCUUCGAUCAGAAGAGAAAUCAUAAUUGAGUCGAAGAAAAAAAAAACUUGUUAGCGCAGCUUCUGCGGAGCUGAAAUGUGGAACUCACGUAUACCUUUAGCUUUGUUACCUGACGCAUCAUCUGUAUACUGAAAGACUUCUCGUCAACUAUAGUUGUUUUCGUUGAGAAUCAAUGAAAAGAGCGGGAAUUUAUUAUUUAUUUGUAUAUU
Molecule: messenger RNA, 2744 nt
Organism: Rotaria sp. Silwood1
Lineage: Eukaryota; Metazoa; Rotifera; Eurotatoria; Philodinida; Philodinidae
Source: the annotation of a GenBank genome assembly